UAAAAGGCUUGCAGUUCUGGGCGGAGAUUCAUAGGUAAACAGAAAGCAGGAGGUGAAAGUCAAGGGAAAAGGGACAUUGGGGGAGGCUUCUAGGGAAUUGGAUCUUCUUUCUUAGUCAUGAUCUAUGAUUUCUGGGUCAUGACCGAGAUAUACAGGGUACGGACUAGACAUCCGGUCAUGGCCUAGACUUUGGGAUUGACACGUAGAGUUCUGUGUGGCAGCACAGACGUCUGGAUCAAGAUCUACAAUUUCUGGAUCACGAUAUACGAUUUCGGAGUCGCAAUCUAGACUUCCAGGUUGCAACCUCUGAAUUCCAGGGUGCCUGUGAUGGCGGAGUAUUGUUCCCGUCCUCCCUUCCGAAGCCCGUUCCGCCCGGCCCCCAAGGAGUCUUCUGGCCGGACCUAUCGCAGCACCCAUCACUCCCAGUCUCUGCUCAGUGGCCUGGGUGCCCUCCGGGACAGGGGUGUACUCUUCGAUGUGAUUCUGAAGGUCGAAGGGCAGCCUCUCCAGGCCCAUCGCAUUCUCCUGGCCGCCUCCUGCGACUAUUUCAGGGGAAUGUUUACUAGCGGUUUGAAGGAAAUGGACCAGAAGGAGGUCCAGAUCCAGGGGAUCUCAUACAACGCCAUGCGCCGGAUCCUUGACUUCAUCUAUACUUCGGAAUUGGAAAUCGGACUGAAUAGUGUGGAGGAGAUACUGUCCGCAGCAUGCCAGCUUCAGAUCCUGGAGGCGAUCCGCUUCUGCUGCGACUUCCUGGCCUCCUGGGUGGACGCCGAGAACCUCCUGGAGGCCUACCGCCUGGCUGACCUCUUCGGCUUGGGCCGCCUGGCCGAGCAACUCGACGCCUUCGUCCUCAAGAACUUUGUGUCCUUCUCCCGCACCCCCGCCUACCGCCAUCUCCCUUUGGAGAAGCUUUAUGCGCUCCUGGGCAGCAACGCCCUGCAGGUCCGCUCCGAGAACGAGGCUUAUGAGGGGGCCCUCCUCUACCACUUUGACCCCCCGCAGCUUGAAGCCGACGACCUCUCCUUAACGGAGUUACCAAAGCUUUUGGACACUGUCCGCUUCCCGUUGAUGGAGGCCCACGUCCUGCAGAGGCUCCACGAUAAGCUCGGCCCGUGUCCAUUGAAGGAGACUGUGGCACAGGCUCUGGCCUACCAUGAGAACGAAGCCUUCCAGCCCUUGCUGCAAGGGCCACGGACGCAGAUCCGGUCGCGCUUCCGGUGCGUGGCGGGCUUUGGCGGGAGGCACGGCACCCCCUCGGCGGCGCUCAGCAGCCAGGCCUGGUUCCUGAACCCACUCCUGAAAGGCUGGAGGCAUCUGACCGUUGCUCAGGCACCUCUGAUGUCCAACCAAGGGGUUGCUGUCUACAACGAUUUCGUCUACCUCAUCGGAGGGGACAACAACGUACGAGGUUUCCGAGCGGAGGCCCGGUGCUGGAGGUACGAUCCGCGUCAUAACCGGUGGUUCCAGAUCCAGUCACUGCAGCAAGAGCACGCCGACAUGGCUGUCUGCAUCUUGGGUGACUACAUCUAUGCAGUGGCCGGGCGCAACUACCAUGAAGACCUGCGUGAGGUGGAGCGCUACGACCCCCGGACAAACACCUGGGAGUAUGUGGCGCCCCUCCAGAAGGAGGUCUUUGCCCACGCUGGAGCUGCCUUGGAUGGGAAGGUGUACAUUGCGUGUGGGAGGCGGGAAGAGGAGUACCUCAAGGAGUUCCAGUGCUACGAUCCCGGGACAAAUUGCUGGGCCACUUUACCUGACAGCCCCUUCCGGCGUGCCUGGCACGGCAUGGUGGCCUUGCUGGGGAAGCUUUACGUCAUUGGCGGGAGCAACACCGACUGUGGCUUCCGGCAAGAUGUCCUUGAGGUGUCCUGCUACUCCCCAAACUCUGCACAAUGGACGAUGGUGUCCCCGCUCCCAGCUGGACACGGGGAACCGGGCAUCGCAGCCCUCGACCACCGCAUCUACGUCUUAGGGGGUCGGUCCCACAACCACGGCCGCCUCUCGGCCGCUGUCCACAUUUACGACGCCCGCCAGGACCGAUGGGGAGAUGGCCCCUCUCUGGAAAACAGCAUUUCAGGGAUGGCGGCCUGCGUCCUUACCGUGCCCCAGUCGGUGGUCCUCGACGUCGAGCGGCGGCCUCCAGAAAGGUGGCGGAGCGACAGCGGAGGGGACCUCUCUCCUGAGGACGUGAGCGCCUUCGACUGGGACGAUCUUGAGGAGCUGAGUGACGAGAAUUGAGAGCCUUCUCUUUUGUGAUUUCUACAUAGUCGGGUUUUUCAGGGGUACUAUGCCCCCAAAAUGCUUGCAUCGCUUAGAGACCCCAGGAAUGGAGAGGAAGGGGCCCUGGAGUCAGUGGGGAAGGAGUAAUCGAAUCCUAAUACGAAUGAAUCCCAAUAUCAAUUACCUCCCUCCCUCCCCGUCAAAUAAACAAUAAACACAUUUGAAACAAACCCCAAUAUUAAUGAACCAUCCCUCUUGCCCCCUUCCCUCAAAAAAGCCCUCUCACCUCCCAAAACCCCCUGCUUACCUCAAAUAAAGAGAAAAGAAAACCUAUACAAA
Molecule: messenger RNA, 2559 nt
Organism: Anolis sagrei ordinatus
Lineage: Eukaryota; Metazoa; Chordata; Lepidosauria; Squamata; Anolidae
Gene: KLHL22
Product: kelch like family member 22
Biological process (GO): protein monoubiquitination; positive regulation of TORC1 signaling; proteasome-mediated ubiquitin-dependent protein catabolic process
Cellular component (GO): cytosol; polar microtubule; nucleus
Molecular function (GO): protein binding
Source: RefSeq, a predicted model, not a curated record